AUGAAGGAUUCAAAAGGGAAUUUUGUUUUUAUAGUACUAUCUUUUGGACUUAGUAAAACUCCAUUCAUCAAGAAAAAACCUGAAAAUGCAGAUAUGUUAAGAAAAUUACCUUAACAUGAUUUUAAGCAGAUAAAGUAGGUCUAAUUUUUAUCAGUAAAAGUCAUUCAUAAAAACAAUAGUUAUUUAGAAAGGGGAGCUGAAAAUUUCAGGAGAAAUAAUUCAGGCAAUAUAAGUAUUUUAAAUUAAUUAGGGAGAGCAGAGAAAUUUUAAUUGCAAUUAUUGGCCAUGCGAAAUCCAUAUUCUAUCAUUCAGAUUAUGAUGAAGAUAUGGUUGUUGAGUUUUCUUCAGUCAUCCUAAUUGUUUCAUGCUGCCAUUAAAGUUUUGGAGGAUAAGAAAUAGGAGAAAUUAAAGAACCUCCUAUCAGAUAACUGUUUAUUUCCUAAAUGUAAAUUGAAAAGAAACAGAUAAAUAAGUGUAAGUGAGAGACACAAAAUUAUAAAGGAAAAUGUCUAACACUUGAUAGUGUUUACUAUUUCCUCUGGCCGGAUAUAUAUAUAUAGGUAAAUGACAAUCUGAAGAAAUUUAGAUGGAAGUGA
Molecule: messenger RNA, 596 nt
Organism: Paramecium octaurelia
Lineage: Eukaryota; Ciliophora; Oligohymenophorea; Peniculida; Parameciidae
Source: the annotation of a GenBank genome assembly